CACGCACACAGCGGAGACUGCUCGACUCCCGCGCGCUCGUGCUUUCAGAACAAGCUGUGCAGAGCUCGUGUUAAUUAAGCGGUGCAAACCGAGCGCGCGUGCAUCUUGUGAACCGCGGAACCGCGACCGUUUCGGAUUGCUGGUCGCUCAGCUCGAGAUUUUCAAAAAAAAUAAGGGACUGUCCAGUAUAAUCACCACCAGAACACGAUGUCCUCUCUCCGGUCAUCGGUUAUGACUCUGCGAAUAGUGAUCGAUUCAAGCUAAAGUGGAUGUAAGAAAAAAAGAAGUACAUAUUUGAUUCUGCUCGCGGUCCUUCGACUCAUUCUCAGCAUGUCCCAUGCAGAAGUAGAGGUGUCCGGCCUCGGCUUUCCGAGUUUACCUGUUGAUCUGGACGCGGACUGUCUGUCCCGAGUGCCGCCGCUUCGGGCGCACGCGCUCAGCGCGAGGAGGAACUCGUACGUGCUUCACAAACUGGAGCUCGAGCCACAGUUUUUCAGCGCGCCAUCAUGGUCCGACGAAAAUGUCUUAGCCGAAAGACAGACGGAGGAAUCAAAAGCCGUCGAUACUCCUCCGUCUUCGGCGUCUCCGCAGUCCUCACCAUCCAAAGCGCAGUGGGACGGUGCGGUUCCGGUGGCUGUGGCGCACGGCGCGAGCUCGGAUUCGGACACCGAGCCCACGAAAAGCAACCCAAAGUUGAUCAAAAGACUCGACAGCCGAUGGGAGCAAGAGGAGAAGGAGGAUGUGGAGACCAAAGCCGUGGCUACAUCUCCCGAUGGCCGAUACCUGAAGUUUAACGUGGAGAUCGGCAGAGGCUCGUUUAAGACCGUCUAUAAAGGUUUGGACACGGAGACCACAGUGGAGGUGGCAUGGUGCGAGCUGCAGACAAGGAAACUGACCAAAGUGGAGAGGCAGCGCUUCAGCGAGGAGGUGGAGAUGCUGAAGAACCUGCAGCACCCAAACAUUGUUCGCUUUUAUGACUCCUGGAAGUCCACAGUGAAAGGGCACAAGUGCGUCCUGCUCGUCACAGAACUCAUGACCUCUGGCACCCUCAAAACGUACCUGAAACGCUUUAAGGAAAUGAAGCCUAAGCUUCUUCAGCGCUGGAGCCGUCAAAUACUAAAAGGACUCCACUUCCUGCACACUCGUGCUCCUCCCAUCAUCCACAGAGACCUGAAAUGUGACAACAUCUUCAUCACGGGACCCACAGGCAGUGUAAAAAUUGGCGAUCUCGGACUUGCUACGCUCAAAAGAGCAUCGUUUGCUAAGAGCGUAAUCGGAACACCAGAGUUUAUGGCUCCGGAAAUGUAUGAGGAGAAAUAUGACGAGGCUGUCGAUGUCUACGCGUUUGGGAUGUGCAUCUUAGAGAUGACGACAUCCGAAUAUCCGUACUCAGAAUGCCAAAAUGCGGCACAAAUCUACCGCAAAGUCACAAGUGGCAUGAAACCGGACAGCUUCUACAAAGUGAAAGUCCCUGAGCUGAAAGAGAUUAUAGAAGGAUGCAUACGUAUGAACAAAGAUGAAAGAUACACCAUUCAGGACCUGCUGGAGCAUGUAUUCUUUCAGGAGCACAAUGGUGUGCGCGUGGAGCUGGCAGAAGAGGAUCAUAUGGAGAAGUCCAGCCUGAAGCUCUGGCUGCGCAUGGAUGGCACCAAGAAGCUUCAUGGCAAGUACAAGGACAACAAUGCCAUCGAAUUCCUGUUUGAGCUCUACAAGGAUGUGCCUGAAGAGGUGGCACAGGAGAUGGUGGUGCUGGGGUUUGUGUGUGAAGCCGACUACAAACUGGUCGCCAAGGCAAUGCGGGACCGAGUGACGGCCAUCAAACGGCAACGGGAGAGGCAGCGCAGGGUACGAGAGGAGGAGAAGAAGAAGCAGGAGACCAUUGAGGAGGAACCUGAGUCACCUUUGCCUAAGCCCAUUGGCCAAGUCCUGCACAGCCCUGUCUCUUCGCCAGUGCAGAUCCCGCCCAUUCUGCCUCUUCAUGACCGUCCUCCUGUCUCUCCGGUUAUUUCCCCUGAUUAUGGGAGCAGUGGGGGCUUUUUACAAGAGCCAGAAGAACCAGAGGCCGACCAACACUUUCACAUCCGCCACACCAGCUAUUCCUCAAUUACAUCUGAUUGUGAGACAGAUGGCUAUCUCAGUCCCUCUGGCUUACAGGAUGGCCUUGAUGCUGCUAUAGGAAACAUUUGCAGCCCUUCAACCCCACCCUCUAAUGUGGCCACACCCCCUGUCACGCCCACCCCGACUCCACCCAUGCCGCUUCUCCGCUUUCCGUCGAGCAUUGCUGUGUGCAAUAAUAUCGACAAAAAAGUAUCAGAGCCUCCCAGUCCUUUCUCCUCAUCCGUGGACAGCUAUGCCUCGGAUGUGACCUCAGGUCUGAGCGACGGCUACGAGGGCCAAUCAGAGAGGGCCACUAAGUCAGCUGCCCGACGCACGGCGGCGAAACUGUUCAAGAGAAGAGCUCGGUCCCGCCUGCGCAUCACAGGGCUAUCUGAUAAAGUGGACCGGGUGGUGGAGUGUCAGCUUCAGACGCACAAUGAUAAAAUGGUCACGUUCAAAUUUGACCUCGAUGGUGACAACCCCGAAGACAUCGCUGCUGUUAUGGUGCAUAACGAGUUCAUCCUUCCGUCCGAGAGAGAUGGCUUUAUUCAUCGAAUACGGGACAUCAUCAAGCGAGCAGAGUCUCUAAUGGGCAAAGAUUUGGCUGGGCAGCAGGGCAAACAAGAAGCCAUGCAUUUCCCACAGCAUAACACUGCCAGCUCCAUUUCCUCAUCGCAGCCAAACCUGCACAAUCUUGCUCGAACACAUUCCACCUCCUCUCUGCCAGAGCCCCGUGGCUCAGUAGCAGGGCAGACCGGAGACAUUACAUCACCACCACGUCCCCUUUUACGUUCGCAAUCCUUCCAUAACACACUGGGAACUUCACAUCCGUUCCAUUCCAUGUACCCGUCUGAUCACACCAUGUCCAUUUCAAAUCUUGGCCACAUGCAGCAAUUUCCGAUGUCCAUAAUGACUCCCUCUGCUCAACUUCCCUACCUGUACCCACCCAACCCUGGCUCCCCCAAGCCUGUUCAUCCCUUGCAGUCACAUAUCCCCAGUUACCCCUCCCACCUCAUGUCUGUCCCUUCUGGCAGUCAUGUCUCAGAUUCCACCAGCUCCACUGCCGAUGGCAAUGCCAUGACCUCGCACAUGCCCAGCAUAUGGGCGCCUCAAACUCCUCCGCUUUUCUCCUUGGCAAACAUGCUCUCAAUGGCCAUGAGCAUGGCUCAGUCCUUCAUCCCUCCUCCUAACCUGUCAACCCCAAUGGUGCCACCCAUGCCCUCUCUUCCUGGCUAUCCUCCACACUUCAGUCAUGCUGUACCACCCCAGGCUGGGUAUCCUAUGGCAUAUGCAUCCCAGUAUACAUUGCCUGGGCAAGCAGAGGGGAUAUACCCACCCUGCAAUCCAGAGGUCCAAAAUCUGAACCAAGAUGCUGUGCAUGGUUUUGCUCAAAGGACACAUUCCACAUAUACACAUGCUCCUGGGAUGCCCAUGCAUACAGAUGCGCACAUGCAGCAAAUGUCUAGCAGUAUCCCACAGAAAGAGGUUCAGGGUAGUCUUCCGACACACACCCAGCACUACCCAGUGGACUAUUCUUUGCCACAAGCAUAUACAGAAGCUUUUCCUAGACCAUCACUGGACCAAUCAAGCCUCUCCAGAUCAUCAUCUUCUGGACUGUCAUCUUCCCCAAGACCCAGUCCAGAGAGCAUGGCUUCUUCUUCUAGCCCAAGAUCCCUUUCCCCAUCAGCGGAACCGGACACUAGCACCAGUACAUGUGAGCUCAGAGAAUCUCCUGUUAGCUCUGAGCCAAAACCAGUGGUUACAGUUGGCCGCUUCCAGGUUUCACCUACAAAGGAGAUCCCAGCUGUCUCUUCACAUGCUGACGAAAACCCCAGCAUAUCUCCUGCCCUGACACCUGUGGUUUCACCAGACAUUUCCAUUUGUUCCUCCCAUGACGAUCAAACUAAGGACCAAACAGUUUUAGAGACAGAUGAAAUCUCGUCCCUAAACCCCACCUUCUCCCAGCACCUCCACGUAGAUGUUCCUCAAGCUGAACACUUCUCCUUGAAUGCUACUCAUGACCAAAGCCAAUCACUGGGCCUUGAACAGAACUUGUUAUCUGAGGCUCCUUGUGAUGUUUUCUGUCUCCAUGAACAUUCUCAACGAGAUAUUAAAACCACCUGGACUGAUGAGAACAAAGAAGAAGAGAAAGAGGAAGAGGUAGAACAGCAUAGUGGUGACAAGGAGCCAGAUGAAGACGAUGAGGUCCAGGAGGAGCAGCAGCAGAGGAAGAAGAAAACCCGAAGGCUUGGUUCUGUACAGUCUCUGACUGGGACAUCGGUAGACAGCGGGCUUUGCGUCAUUAUGGAUCCAGACGGGAACAUGGGGGACGGGAUUAUGGACAGCCCUCAAUGUCUUGUCCCUCACCACAACAUGUGGAUGAGCUACACACGCACCAAUUCCUACAUAAGCAGCGACGAAUCGGAAAGCGAGGACGAGGAGAUGUGGGAUGAGCUGCAGGAGCUAAGGCAGAAGCAUUUGUAUGAGGUGCAGACUCUGCAGGCGGUGCAGAAGCAGGAAAUACAGGAGCUCUAUGAGCGAAUGGGGAAAGUGCCUCCUCCGUGCAUCCUUUCACCGGCAACUAUGUUGUCCAGUCGGCAGCGUCGGCUGUCUAAGGGAGGAGGAUUUCCCUCGUCUCGUCGCAACAGCCUUCAGAGACUGGAUAUUCUCCCAAUCACAGGAAUGAUAAGGAAGAACUCUGUAAGUGGCAGCAGCACCAGCAGCAGCAGCAGCACUUCACAGGAACGACCUGCUAAAGGUGUGACCUUCACUCCUGACCUGACCAGAAUGUAAACAUCCGUGACCAAGCCUGUUGGCGGAACUAGAUUAGACUACCUCAUCCAGCACAUGCCUGCUGUACUCUUACUCAUUCUACUGAGGAAAGAAGACUUUACACACACAGAUCAAAGCCAUUUGCUGCUGGCGGAAGAGUCGCGUGUCAGCAGUACUUCCUGUUCAGACAGAUACAGGGUCUCGGACACUGUCCCAGAUUAUACUAGCAGUCUUCCCACACUGUUGGUCUGCAACCCAAGGAAAAUGUACUCUUAGGUCCAGAUGCGAAAUCCACACUGUGUUCUUCAAUACUAAAACACGUGACCAUGUAUACAGACAUUGCUGCAGUGUGUUCAUACACCAGAUCACGCUUUAAUAGACACUAAAAUGAACUUCCACUACUGCCAUGCAAAACUGUGCUGCUGUGAGGGAUGCUGUUGUGGCUACCGUUUCUGUGGUGAGCUCAGUGACGUGAGAGUAACACGUAAAUUUCUGAUAGCUCACCAGUGGCUCAUUAGUGACUCAGGCCUGGCCAUGUCCUUUGCACUUUUCUAAAAUAAACCGCCUGUAGAUGCAGCUGUCAGACCUGCUGAACAGGCAUGUGAUUCCUCUGGCUGUGUCUAUAUGUGUGUGUGUGUAUAUAUAUAUAUAUAUAUAUAUAUUAGUGAGUGAGAGAGAGAGAGAGAGAGAGAGAGAGAGAGAGAGAGAGAGAGAGAGGGAGGAUGGUAGAUGUCUUGUGAAUGUUUCCUGACUUUGUGCUGUAGUAAAUGUGACAUUUCACAACAGUCCUGAUCAAAGAAACCCAGUUUAACAUGACAUUGCUAUAACUGCUGCCUGAUAUACUGUAUACUUUAAAAUGUAAAUGUGUAUUUUAGUUUCUGGGGUAUAUUUCUCCUCUAUACAUGUCUGUAUUUUACCUUUUACAUUGUUAAUGUGAAUCAAAACUGGAUCCGAUUGUUGUACAGUUACAGAAUAGAAUCAUGCAUUAUACAAGUAUUCGACUACAUCAUUACUUAAAGAUAUGUUCAAGCAGUGCAGCUCAGAAUCGACUCUUCUUGUGUACAUAAAAAAAAUGGAUAUACCUUUAUUUCCGGCCAUACGAUCAAUGAUUAUAAAAGGUAUAUAUAGAGGCUACUAAUUGACCAAAAUGCACACAGCACUUCAGCAGAGCAGCCGUUCCGAUCAAAAUCACAGACAAUGCAGCCCAAGAAUAAGGUUGAAUAGCUAUUUAUCUUUCCGGUAUUGUUUUAGCUCCUUUUGCUUUGAUGCACUUUGGUUUGAAGAUCAUUCUUGAUUACUUGGGGAAAUUAAAGCCAGAUCUUACCUUGUCAAAUUUCAUGAAUAAAUAUUCUGUAAUCUGUAUUCUUUACCUAAAUGCUGACUUCAAACAUUUGAAAAGGAUAAAAAAAAAAACCUUAUAUAUGUUAAUGUUUAAAUUGAUAGAAAGUUAAGUUGUUUACAUUCAUAUUCCUACAUUAAUAAAAUUGUUGUUAAUUCAUCGCAAACUGUGAAAUAGCACAUGUUGCCUUUAAAUAAGCAGUGAAUUAAAAAGAAGA
Molecule: messenger RNA, 6425 nt
Organism: Hemibagrus wyckioides
Lineage: Eukaryota; Metazoa; Chordata; Actinopteri; Siluriformes; Bagridae
Gene: wnk4a
Product: WNK lysine deficient protein kinase 4a
Exons: 21
Coding region: 331-4890 (1519 amino acids)
Biological process (GO): positive regulation of potassium ion import across plasma membrane; renal sodium ion absorption; negative regulation of sodium ion transport
Cellular component (GO): cytosol; cytoplasm
Molecular function (GO): ATP binding; chloride channel inhibitor activity; protein serine/threonine kinase activity
Source: RefSeq, a predicted model, not a curated record